AUGCCCUCUGUCGACCACCUCCACCACGCCAACGGCCGCGCCAACGGCCACUCGCACGACGACGAGGUCGACAAGCCCUUCCCCGGCCCCUCUCGAACUCGGCCCAGCCUCCUGCCCAAGCUCGUCCUCAAGCCGUGGCUCGCGACCGCCCCAGCAGGGCUCCUCCUCGAGAACGCGCGCGUCGUCGACCCGCGCUCGGGCGCGCUCCUCGACGGCCUGCACUCGGUCGUCGUCGAGCGGGGCAAGGUCACGCACGUCUACCCGGUCGACGAGCCCGACCUGUUCGCCGAGGAGGCGACCCUCAACAAGGUCGACCUCGCCGGCCGCUACCUGUGCCCCGGCCUCCUCGACGGCCACGUCCACGUCACGGCCGUGCCCGGCGUCAGGACCAUCGGCGAGCUCGUGCGCACGCCCGAGGAGCAGGUUCACUACGCGACGACCUACGUCCUCAAGGGCAUGCUUGAACGCGGCUUCACGACGGUCCGCGACACCGGCGGGGCGAGCCAGCCGCUCGCAAAGGCCAUCGAGGAGGGCCUGCUCGUCGGUCCUCGGCUCUUCCAGUGCGGCAAGGCCAUCUCGCAGACCGGCGGCCACGGCGACUUUAUGCCGGCCAAGAGCGGCGGCGAGCCAGGGUGUUGCGGCGGGCACUCGGCGUCGCUCGGGCGCACGGCAGACGGCGUGCCGCAGGUUCUGAAGGCGGUCAGGGAGGAGCUCAAGGCGGGCGCAGACUUCAUCAAGGUCAUGGUCGGCGGCGGUGUCGCAUCGGCGACUGACGCCAUCGAGACGGUGCAGUACUCGUCCGACGAGAUCCGCGCCAUCACCGACACGUGUCGGCAGAUGGGCCGCAAGCACUCGACGGCGCACGCCUACACGGUCGAGGCGAUCCGGCACGCCGUCGACAAUGGCGUCAAGGGCAUCGAGCACGGCAACCUGAUCGACAAGGAGACGGCCGAGUACCUGGCCGAGAAGGGCAUCUUCCUGACGCCCACCCUGUCCUGCUACGGCAUAAUGGUGCGGCCGCCGUUCGAGGACUUUCUGCCGCCAGAUGGCCAGGUCAAGAACAAGGAGGUCAUGAAGGACGGCCUGCAAGCGCUCAAGCUCGCAGAAGAAGCCGGCGUCACCGUGUGCUAUGGUUCCGACCUCCUCACCUCGAUGCACGCCCUCCAGACCGAGGAGUUCACGGUCCGAGCCGAGAUUCUCUCGUCGCCCGCCAUCCUGCGGCACGCCACCAUCAACGUCGCCAAGAUGCUCGGCAAGGAGGGCCUCCUCGGCGAGAUCAAACCCGGCGCGUUCGCCGACCUCCUCGUCCUCGACGCCAACCCGCUCGACGACAUCACGGUGCUCGACCGGCCCGAGGACCACCUGCUCGCCGUCGUCAAGGACGGUCGCGUCGCCUUCAGCUCUCUCCCCGAGCUCAAGACUGUCGAGGACGAGGCCAAGGCGGACUCGCUGCGGCUCAAGAAGCGCGCGAGGCUCGCGUGAGAGGGCGUCGCUCUCGUAGACACUAUUACAUCGCAUUGCACCCGUUCAGGUC
Rhodotorula graminis WP1 is the source of this 1534-nucleotide messenger RNA. RefSeq lists its product as uncharacterized. The record is from RefSeq and is a predicted model, not a curated record. The transcript is spliced from 5 exons. Bases 1 to 1482 code for a protein of 493 amino acids. Gene Ontology annotation, molecular function: hydrolase activity, acting on carbon-nitrogen (but not peptide) bonds. Lineage: Eukaryota; Fungi; Basidiomycota; Microbotryomycetes; Sporidiobolales; Sporidiobolaceae.